AAGAAGAAGUAGGAGAGCUAGAGAAAAAUCAUUCACGAGUAAUUUCUGACUAGAUUAAAGUUCUCGUGGUUUGGUGUGAACAAACACCGUAUUCGUAAAUAAUAGUAGUCGGGAACAGUGCAUUUAUUUGUCUCAUUAGUUUGUAAUUUCAACACUGAAUAUCGGGUUAAGUGAUAUCGAUACCUGAGACUGAUAAUAAUUCGUUAGGUCAUAAACAAUCAUUCAACUGUGGUCUUUACCUAGUGAAAUAUUUUACUGUGUAAUGUAUCAGGAUAAAUAAUUGGUUACCCCGAAAUUAAACAAGAUAAUCAAUCGUAAAGCUGGGUCAUAAGGAAGCUAGCGGCACCAGUAUGGUGGAUUAUUACAAGGUCCUAGAGGUGCCCAAGGGCGCCAGUGUGGCAGAUAUAAAAAAAGCGUACCGAAAAUUGGCUCUGAAAUGGCACCCGGACAAGAACCCCAACAACAUGGACGAGGCCACAAAACGUUUCAAGGAGAUCUCAGAGGCUUACGAGGUUCUUUCGGAUGAAGCCAAACGCAAAAUCUACGACAACAAAGCGAGCCGUACGAGUGCCAGCAGGACCGCUAGAAGUCACAGGAGCUAUUUUGAAACCCACACACACAACCCUUCGAGUAGAUUUUUUGAGAAAAAGAGGCGCAUGUACGACCAGUAUGGAAAAGAGGGCUUGAUAAACGGAGGCCAUAGAGGUAGGAGUAGGCACGAAGAAGAUUACGAUCCAUUCGGUGGUUUUGGAUUCUUCACGUUCAGAGACCCGGAGGAUGUGUUCAGGGAGUUCUUUGGCGGUUCUCCGUUUGCUGAUCUCUUUGGUGAUUUCAACGAUCAUGGUGGCAGUCGAGGAUCAAGGAGAAACAGAAACUCUCAUCCCAGUUCCGCGAUUUCUUCACAUUUCUUCAGUCCCUUCGGGCUCUCCCUUGGCGGUGGCAUGAUGGACGAUUUCUUCAGCGGUGGAUCCGGUUUCACCUCUUUCAAUUUCGACAGUUCGGUGUCGAAUGGCCAUGCCACGAAUGUUAAGAGGACAUCUACGUCCACGAAAUUUGUCAAUGGCAAGAAAAUAACCACGAAAAAGGUUUUUGAAAAUGGGAAAGAAACAGUGAUGUCCUACGAAAACGAUGUGCUCAAAUCCAAAACGGUGAACGGAGUUCCACAGAGUCUAACCUACAGUUAAAAUCCAAAAUAUCUGUUCUUCAUCGGUGGCACGGCUGUAGACUUGCAGAGUCAUAUAAAACUUAAAUGAAUAUGAUCUUUGUCGGCUUAAAAAAAAUUUAUUAAAUAUUCCUAAGUGUUUCGUCUUGAAGCCGAUAGCCACAAAAUUAUCCUGUAUCUAUUCAACUGUAAUUUGUUUUGAUCAGUUGGUUAAAUAAAAGGACUUUAUAAUUCUGUUUUCAGAAUUCACUCAGUAUCUUUUAAGAAGAUGAAGUUUUAGAAUAUAUAUUAAUUUUUUUAUUUUUAGUCAUAUUAUGUUUAGUUGGCCCCUUUUUCGAGAAUUGGAGAAGUGCUCAUUUUUGUAUGGAUUAGAGAACGUAGGGAUGUCUUAAGAAUGAACAGUAAUUGAUAGUCGCAUCUAAUUUUUUUUUCUUAAUUAAAAGACUGCUAUCUAAAUUGUUUUUCCUCCACUAAUAAGAAUUAAUCUUUGAAAAAAAAAUAAUGGUUAAUUUUUUUAUUUUCCUAGAAUUAGUUGCUAAUUCAGCACACACUGUAUGUUUAAAUACCCAAAAUGCACAUAUGAUGUACAUGUUGUUUCGCUUUUAAGUGUGCUGUACAAAAUGGAAAUACACUUUAUGAAAAGUAA
This is a messenger RNA of Harmonia axyridis, 1808 nucleotides long. RefSeq names its product dnaJ homolog subfamily B member 6-B (gene mrj). The coding region runs from base 351 to 1184 and encodes 277 amino acids. Lineage: Eukaryota; Metazoa; Arthropoda; Insecta; Coleoptera; Coccinellidae. Gene Ontology annotation, molecular function: Hsp70 protein binding. The transcript is spliced from 7 exons. The record is from RefSeq and is a predicted model, not a curated record.